Messenger RNA from Canariomyces notabilis, 697 nucleotides. RefSeq lists its product as uncharacterized. The record is from RefSeq and is a predicted model, not a curated record. NCBI's taxonomy places the organism in Eukaryota, Fungi, Ascomycota, Sordariomycetes, Sordariales, Chaetomiaceae. Bases 57 to 530 code for a protein of 157 amino acids. The transcript has 2 exons.
CGGAGGUCGAGCAAGGGAGGUUGAGUCGGUCGCCGACUCACCGGGCGCAGCUGAAAAUGGACCCUUGCUCCACUAGUAAAGUAAACCUCCAUUCCCUCGUUCGUUCCAUAUCUCCAGAUCUCCAUAUUUCAACGGCGCGAAUUGACGUGUCUGUCUCCCCCAAGUCCCGGGACGGCCGACAUUUCCAAGAAAGAUUCCCGCCAAAAUUCACUGGGUGUGUGUGUUCCAAGUCCGGGCAAGUAGGACGGCAAGGCGACCGAUCUUCCUCUGAAGCAGAGGCAACCCCCCCCCCCCCCCCCUGCACCGUCCACGCAUCCACCUUGUGGGCAGGCAGGCACCUGUCUCCAUCUGUUACCAGCAGUGGUCCUGCGCUCGCCGGAUACCUAACCGCUGCGUUAUCCUCGACCCGCCAUUCGCUUUCGGCUACCCGACCCUUUCUGAUUCGAGAUUUCUACAUACAACCAUCCCGACGUCUGGCCUGUCGCAAUUCGCCCUCGAGGCUCAAGGUUCUUACUUACAGCGAGCCUUGAAUGGGGGGAGGAACUGCCGGCGCAGCCGACAGUCAGGCUGCUGCUACUUCGGCGGCUGCGAUGGCGGCUGCGAUGGCGGCUGCCGACCCAGCGGCCCCGCUUGCGCCUGCGCUACAAGUCAUUGUUUUGGUGAGUUGGUCGCAUCAUGUUCAUUUUAACGCCGUCAG